Vicia faba (fava bean) is the source of this 1812-nucleotide messenger RNA. NCBI's taxonomy places the organism in Eukaryota, Viridiplantae, Streptophyta, Magnoliopsida, Fabales, Fabaceae. The record is from the annotation of a GenBank genome assembly.
AUGAUCAGAAUCAGAUCUAACCUAUCUCUUUUCUCUGUCCUUCUGUUACGCAUAAGGCAAAACCCAGUCAGUGUUAAUCACUGUGAUAUAGUUCUAAAGCCUCUUGUGAAUGAUUUUUACUAUUCGAGCAAUGACACUUUUUUACCUCCACCAAAAUUUGGUUUCUUAGUUAGGUUCUUUUCUACUGAAUCCUCAACCAAAAGCCUUGGAAUGUCCACUAAUGCUCCUGCAUUGGGAUUAUACGAGACCUUGAGUGACGAAGACGAUAAUUAUAAUGACAACGACAAAGACAAUGAUGAUUGUGAUAAGAAUAAUACUCAGUUACAUUUAAUGGACGAUGAUUUUGUUCAAGAUGUUAAGACCAUUAUGGAUAUAAUUCAAGAACCGGGUUUUGGACCGCAUGAAAUUAAGCACAAGCUUGAGUGUUGUAGUGUUAAGGCAUCAUCAGAGUUAGUUGUGGAGAUUCUUUCGAGAAUUCGAAAUGAUUGGGAAGCAGCUUUCACUUUUUUCUUGUGGGCCGGGAAGCAGCCAGAGUAUGCCCAUUCGGUUCGCGAAUACCAUUCAAUGAUAUCUGUCCUGGGUAAAAUGAGGAGGUUUGAUACUGCUUGGGCCUUAAUCGAAGAAAUGAGAGGAAAAAAAACUGGUAAAUCUAUUGUCACUUCACAAACUCUCUUGAUUAUGAUAAGGAAAUACUGUGCAGUUCAUGACGUUGGAAGGGCUAUAAACGCUUUCUAUGCUUUUAAACGGUUUAACAUUGAAGUUGGAUUGUAUGAAUUUCAAGGUCUUCUUUCUGCGCUUUGCCGAUACAAGAAUGUGCAAGACGCUGAGCACUUAUUGUUCUGCAACAAAAAUGUUUUCCCACCUGACACCAAAAGCUUUAACAUCAUUCUUAAUGGAUGGUGCAAUUUGAUAGUUAGCGCUCGCAAUGCAGAAAGGAUUUGGGAGGAAAUGAGUAAGAGAGGAAUCAAACAUGAUGUUGUCUCCUAUGCAAGUAUCAUAUCUUGCUAUUCAAAGUCUUCUAAACUAUAUAGGGUGCUCCAGCUGUUUGAACAAAUGAAGAAAAGGAAUAUUGCUCCGGAUAGAAAAGUUUAUAAUGCGGUCAUUUUUUCUCUUGCGAAGAAUAGGCUUGUGAAAGAAGCUAUAAAUCUUAUUGGAACAAUGGAAGACAACAAUGUUACUCCAGAUGCCAUUACUUACAACUCCCUGAUCAAACCUCUCUGCAAAAACCGCAAAAUUGAUGAAGCUAAAGAAAUUUUCGAUGAGAUGUUGAAGCGACGCAUAUCCCCGUCUAUUCGGACUUUUCAUGCUUUCUUCCGAAUAUUAAGAGUCAAAGAAGAAGUAUUUGAGCUUUUGGACAAAAUGAAAGAGCAUGGGUGUGACCGAACUAUUGAGACUUAUAUAAUGUUGAUAAGGAAGUUUUGCCGGUGGCGCCAGCUUGAUGAAGUCAAUAAGAUAUGGAAUGCAAUGAAGGAAGAUGGAAUCGGCCAUGAUCGUAGCUCAUAUAUUGUACUGAUUCAUGGCCUGUUUCUGAAUUGUAAGGUAGAGGAAGCAUACAAAUAUUAUAUAGAAAUGCAAGAGAAAGGUUUCCUUCCUGAACCAAAGACCGAAAAUAUGCUUCAGGCAUGGCUUUCGGGGAAACAAGUAACAGAGGGCCAGAUUAUAGAUUUAAAAGGCAAUCAGUUGGAACAUGGCAGUCUUAAAAAUAAUGUAAAACCUAUACCAAGUAAAUUUGAUAGGGAAAAGGAUUUUCUUCGUGAACCUGAGACCCGAAGCGUAACAAGAGAAGGAGGCUUUUCUUUCUGGGAGAAGUAG